AUGGAGCAAGCCGUCGAGGUAGAGGCCCGGCUUGUCGCCGCUGCCUUCCGUGGCAACUCCGUCUACCGUGAGAUUCGUGCAAUCUUCUCCAACGUCGACGACCCCGACAUGCCUUGCGGGACCGUCCGCGCCUGGGUCAUUGGCUUGAUCUGGGCUGCCGGACUGGCUGGCCUCAACCAGUUCUUUGCGCCGCGGAACCCAACACUGACCGUCUCCGUUUACAUUACUCAGCUGUUCUCUUUCCCAAUGGGACGCUUCUGUGCCGCCAUUCUACCGACAACAGCCUUCCUAAGAGGUUCCCGUUUCGAAUUCAGCCUCAAUCCGGGACCGUUUUUCAUCAAAGAGCAUAUGCUUAUUACUAUAAUGGCCAACGCAAGUAGCGGCAGCGUUACUUAUAUUACACCGUUAUUCUUUGAUCAGUAUUUGCCCAUGUUCUUAGGGCAGAGCUGGGCAGGCACCUGGCCCUAUCAAAUCUGUGCCAUGCUAGCUCUUCAGAUCACCGGAUUUGGGCUGGCUGGCAUGAUCCGUCGGUUUCUCAUCUAUCCUCCCCAGAUGAUCUGGUUCUUCACUCUCAGCCAGGCCGCGCUCAACAACGCGCUGCACAACCAAAGCAACUCACACGUGCACGGCUGGAAAAUCUCCCGCUUCAACUUCUUCUUUGUCGUGUGUGGGCUCAUGUUCCUGUAUUACUGGCUGCCGGGCACCAUCAUGCCCAUCUUGACCUUUUUCAACUGGACAACGUGGAUCGCACCCACCAGCGCAACGCUGUCCAUUCUGACGGGCAGCUACUACUUCAAUCUGGGGCUCAAUCCGCUGCUCACCACGUUUGACUGGAACUGGUUCAGCGGCGUUGUCGACCCUAUCAUUUACCCCUUCUUCGUCGUCGUCCAGAUUGUCGGCUCGGCUCUGGUUUGGGCUGUGUUGGUUGUCAUCCCCGUCUUCUUCACAAAUACGUGGUACACAGCCUACUUGCCCAUCAACUCGUGGUACGCAUACGACAACACUGGCAACCAGUACAACUUCUCGCGGGUCGUAGGCCCCGGUAGCACCUUGAACGAGACCGCGUACCGGGAAUACUCGCCGCUCUUCUUGCCCGCAACCUUUGUCCUGCGAUAUGCUGUCUUGUUAGCUGUUAUCCCGGCUGUCUGUACUUUUACCUGGCUCUGGUACGGAAAGGCUUUUGGGCAAGUCAUCAAGCAAGCCAUCCGACGCAUAUCAGUCCAUCACGCCUCUAAUGACGUCCAUUCUCGGUUUAUGUCGCGGUAUCACGAGGUCCCCGAGACAUGGUACCUGGCUGUGGGUGCCAUUGGGGCAGCGUUUGGCUUUGCAACAGUAUACGGCUGGCCUACUGGAGCGCCUGGUUGGACCGUUCCUGUCACCAUCAUCUUGUCCAUUUUCUUCCUCAUCCCUAUUGGCGUCGUUUAUGCCAUUAGUGGCUACCAAUCGUCCCUAGAGCUUCUCUUUGACAUUGACAUGAAAUUGGCUCACUAUGUCAAGAUUCCCCCGCGCCAAAUGUUCGCCUCGCAGAUCAUCUCGAGCCUGGUGUCAACCUUUGUGGUCUUAGCUGUUGUCAACUUCCAGUUCAGCGUCAAGGGCAUGUGUAACCCUCAAGUCAAUGUGCACUGGGUCUGCGGUACGGCCCAGACAGGAUUCUCAUCGUCUCUGACCUGGGGCCUGCUUGGUCCAAGCAGGAUGUUCACGCACGUCGACGCGCUAUACUGGAAGAUCAUGCUCGGGCUCCUGGCCGGCCUCUUAUGGCCCGUCUUGUGGUAUCUUGGUAAGCGAGCUUGGCCCAACAGCAUUCUGCGCUAUGCCCAUCCCAUUGUCAUGAUGCUGGGUGGUGUGGUAUGGGCACCGUCGAACCUGUCCAUGUUUUGGGGCACGCUUUUCUUCUCAUACAUCUUUGGCGUUUUUAUCAAGGACCGCUGGCCCGGUUGGUGGGCAAAGUACGCCUUGGUGCUGUCGAGCGCGUUGACGGCGGGCAUUGUCUUGUCAGCAUUGGUGCAGUUCUUUGCCAUUUCCAACGCCGGGGUUUCGUUUCCGGCUUGGUGGGGUACUAAAUACCACACCACGACUUGCGAUUUUCAUGACUGCAGGUACAUGAAACUUGCUAAGAGAGAGACUUUUGGUCCAGACAAGUGGGACUAA
This is a messenger RNA of Trichoderma harzianum CBS 226.95, 2148 nucleotides long. RefSeq lists its product as hypothetical. Gene Ontology annotation, molecular function: oligopeptide transmembrane transporter activity. Gene Ontology annotation, biological process: transmembrane transport. NCBI's taxonomy places the organism in Eukaryota, Fungi, Ascomycota, Sordariomycetes, Hypocreales, Hypocreaceae. The coding region runs from base 1 to 2148 and encodes 715 amino acids. The transcript has 12 exons. The record is from RefSeq and is a predicted model, not a curated record.